Molecule: messenger RNA, 1590 nt
Organism: Chelonoidis abingdonii (Abingdon island giant tortoise)
Lineage: Eukaryota; Metazoa; Chordata; Testudines; Testudinidae
Gene: VAMP1
Product: vesicle associated membrane protein 1
Biological process (GO): vesicle-mediated transport
Cellular component (GO): membrane
Source: RefSeq, a predicted model, not a curated record
CGACGCUUGGCUGGGGCUAGGCUGUGGCUGUCCGGGUGGAGGGGCGGCAGCCAGACCCACAGGGCGCCUAGACUGACGGUGCAAGGGGACAUCGCAGACGGGAGGGGGCGUGGCCUCUGGCGGCGCUGAUUUGCCGGCGGUGGGCGCGGUCAAAUUGCACCAGACUAUAAAUUGUGGGGGGGCGUAGAGACGCGACAGCCCAAACCCGGGAAAGGACCGGUGCCGCGUAGCAGCGGAGCGCUGAGUGGCAGGUUCUCAGUCCGGCGGAGCCAUGUCUGAUCCAGCUCAGCAAUCUGCUCCUGGUGCCCCAGCAGGGGGUGCUCUUGGUGGGGGUCCCCCUGGGCCUUCCCCCAACAUGACUAGUAACCUGCGGCUGCAGCAGUCCCAGGCCCAGAUGGAGGAGGUGGUGAGCAUAAUGAGUGUGAAUGUGGAGAAAGUGCUGGAUCGAGACAUAAGGCUGACCGAGAUGGAUGGCAAGGCAGAGGCACUUGAGGCUGGUGCCUCAGUGUUUAAAACUAAUGCAGGAAAGCUAAAGAGGAAGUACUGGUGGAAGAACUGUAAGAUGAUGAUCAUGCUUGGAGUGAUCUGUGCCAUUGUGAUGGUGGCGAUUGUACUUUACUUCUGUACUUGAGAACGUGGCCCCUCAGCCUGCAGUCCACCUUCCCCUCUUCCUGUCUCCUUCCUUGCCCAUGCUCCAUGUGGCUGCUUCAUCUUCAGUUCUUUAGCUGGUUUUGUUUGUCUGAAGCAACUCGCCUGGACCUAGGUUUAACCCCUUCAAAACCUGCUUCAGCCCCAGGGAGGGCCAGCUUAGUGAGGGGGGAAGGGGAAGAUGUUUCUCCCAUUCUUAUGUUUGAGGGGUUUUUUUAAAUCUGAAUUUGAGUGAGGCAUGGCUUAAAUGUCACCUUCAUCACAGCUGUACCUAAAGGGUGUACUUCAGCAAUGUGAGUUUUCUCAAAGCAGUUCCCUGGCUGUGAUGAGCCUAGAGAGCAGGAGGAGGACUCCAAUGUGAAAUUGAUUAGAGUAGUGCCUCAACUCAGAGGAGAGCAUCUGGCCUCAGCUCUUGUGGAGUUUCCCUUUAACUGCUGAAGUCUAUACUAGUUUAUGGUGGUCACUUAGCCUUCAGCUCCCCACAAAUAGUGAUGGGUUGUGCCUUGCUCAUGAUGUGGCAGCUCUCGGCUUUAUAGGAAUGCAAGAGGAAGGGUUGGUGAUCCUUUUGCCUACACUGCAAGGACAACAGCAAUGGUUAUAUCGGGGGUUGGUAUUCCUGUAACUGGUACAGACUUGUCAGGAUGUCACCCUGGUUAGCUACUGGCAUACCCCUUACUCUGAGGAAGUCCAGGGCAUGGAGGGAACAGGACUGGUAGAGGGAGUGAGAGGGAAUUCUGGAUUUUUCUUGCUUCAUCAAGUUGUAUGCCUCUUUCUGUUGUGUGAAAGGAGACAUGGGUUGGGGGGUGGGGUGUCCCAGGUGUGGGGUGUCUCUGCUUAAAUAGCUGGGCAACUGCAUCCUGUGUGCAUUUCUGAGCGAGUCCCCAUCUUCUGCUUUGUUCUUUCUCCAAAGAUUCAUUCUCUCAAGCAGUUACAAAAAAAUAU